GUUGAUCUUGAAUAUCCUGAUAGAUACGGUUGUGGAAAAUGGAAUGGGUCUGAAAAUUUUGUUCCGUUAGUAUAUGAAUUAUCAUCCGCAUUAAAAAUCAUUAAGAAAUCACUUUCAAUAACCGUUGGAAAUAACCCAAUCAAAGGGUUAAAUAUUAGUUCAACUGAAUUCAUUGAAUUCAUAAAUGUCAUGCCAUUUCGGCAAAAUGAAAUAUCUAACAAAACCGGUCCAAGUAUCACGCUUGAUCAAAUAUCGAUUAUCAUGGAUGGUUGGAGUAAAAUUAUGGAUCCAAAAAAACUUAUUCUAGGUGUUGCGGUAUAUGGUGUUGUUGAAUUUACUAGGCCAAUUGAAGGUAGUCUUGAGAAUAACAACACAGUUCCGCUUGAUACUACUGUCGAUAUUAAAUCUUCUGUCUUUGGUGCCAUAUUCUCCUCGGAUGAAAGUGCAACAGUUUCUUAUUAUGACGUAUGCUCCUUUAAAGAAAUCUAUUAUCUUAAUGUGGGUUCUUGUCAGGCAAUUAGAUCGAAAACUGGUCCAUUAUCAAGUUCUUGCACUGCACAAAACGGAUGGACUCGAGUAUUUGAUUCCAAUGUUAAAUCCACAUAUCUUUUUAAGGUUUAUAAUACCUCAGUAGUGGUAGGUUCUCCAAAUCCACUUACCACGUAUUAUUAUGUUACUUAUGAGGAUUCCCAAUCAAUUCAACAUAAGUUAAAGUUGAUAAUAGAUAAAUCAUACGGUGGGAUUGCACUUGAUGGUGUAGGAAUUGGUUGUGAGGAUAUGAUCAGAGCAGUUGAAUCUAUCUUUCCGCUCAAUGGGUAUAAUCCUCCUAGUACUUCUUCUGAAGUUAAUCCUUUACUUGCUGCCCUCGUUGCAAUAGCGUGUUUGCUCUUUUGUUGUGGCGGAGGAGGAGUUUAUUAUGACAAGUAUGGACGUAAGUACUGGAGA
Messenger RNA from Racocetra fulgida, 945 nucleotides. Lineage: Eukaryota; Fungi; Glomeromycota; Glomeromycetes; Diversisporales; Gigasporaceae. The record is from the annotation of a GenBank genome assembly.